Molecule: messenger RNA, 3228 nt
Organism: Schizophyllum commune H4-8
Lineage: Eukaryota; Fungi; Basidiomycota; Agaricomycetes; Agaricales; Schizophyllaceae
Exons: 15
Coding region: 1-3228 (1075 amino acids)
Biological process (GO): autophagy; endosomal vesicle fusion; intracellular protein transport
Cellular component (GO): cytoplasm; fungal-type vacuole membrane
Source: RefSeq, a predicted model, not a curated record
AUGCCGCCAUUCAACGACCCCACGCCCCUCAUUUCCUCCUUCAAGGAGAAAGUCGAGUGCGCGACGGGCCAAGGCGACAGGCUUUACUUGGGGACCGCGACUGGGAGUUUGUAUGUGUAUGGGGUGGAAUAUGAGCCAGUUGAGGGCAAGGAGGCGGCGACGCUCGUCGAGUGCAAGAAGAAUAUAUCGCGACGAGCGAUAGAGCAAGUCGCAUUCAUCAAGGACGUGAACUCGGUCGCUAUACUCUCGGAUUCGACGGUUACUCUCCUCCCCCUGCCCUCCUUUGCUCCGCCUACCCCCCUCGUCAAGGCCAAGGGCGCGCUAUCCUUCGCGGUCAACACAUCCAUACAACAUCUGCAGCCAUAUGGCAAGCCGGUAGACUCGGACGCGGGCAAGAGCCCGAAAGCCAUACCCACUCUGAUCACCCAACUCGUCAUUGGGUGCAGGCGACGCGUCGUCAUCUAUAGCUGGAGAGACGGAGACGCGCAGGACACCAAGGAACUUGUACUUCCUCACUCUCCGCGAGCGAUGGCCUUCCUGAACCCUGAUGUCGUCUGCUUUGGCUACUCCCCCACGGAAUACGCCACCUUCGACAUCCCCGCGAUGACCGUCACCGAUAUCUCCACCCCACCACCUCCACAGCCAUCUACAACUACUGCCAUGGGCGUCGGCGCCUUCACCGGCUUGUCAGGCUACAUGGCGCUCGCACUGGGUGCGAGACAGAAGCCCGAGGUCCUGCAGGUCGCGGAGAACGAGGGACUGAUCACAAAGGAUACCGAGGGUAUCUUUGUUGGGCCUGAGGGCAAGGUGACGAGGCCAUCCACGAUACAGUGGCCGACGUCGCCGGAGGACAUCGCCUACGUGAAGCCCUAUAUUUUCUGCUCAUUCCCCGCCGGCACUGUCCCCGACCGCGCCUCGCCAAUCAAUACGACGCAGCAGUUUCACCAGACCUCCGUUGUCCAGCUCUACUCCGCGCUCUCUAUGCAAGCCGUGCAGACCGUGCCAUACCCAUUCGCUGCGCCAGAGUCUACUUCUACAUCCACCCUCGCCUCUACAUCUACGUCCCCCACCAAAGCCUCCGCAACGUCAACUGCCACCAUCCCGAACGCCACCCUCCGCCUCCUCACUGCCCCGCCGCAGCCCAAGUCGACAUCCAAGUCGCCAUUACUGCUUGCGCUCUCGACACCCACGGACAAGGCCGCGGCAGCGGCUGAGGGCAGCACGGUAUGGCAGUUCCGCAUGAAGCCGUGGGCGCAGCAACUGGACGAGUUGGUGAUUGAGGGGGAGUAUGCGAGCGCGCUAGCACUGUUGGAAGAAGUCGAAGAUGGUGUCCUGGAUGACAAGCCUCAACGCUGCUCGCUCAUCAAAGCCCUCAACGCCGUCGCACAGUUCAAGGCCGGCCAGUACGAUGAUGCGAUCCUAGCCUUCCUGAGCCUGGACGUGAACCCAGCGAAGGUUGUCGCACUGUACCCGCCGGAGAUCUCUGGGCGUCUGGCGGUGCCCAGAGAGGAGUGGAUCCCGCUAUUCGGUGGGCCGGAGAGUCCGUCGUCUAGCGCUGGGGAAACGAAGUCGACAACGGGGGACGCAAAGUCGAUGACGGGGACGACAGGGUCGGGUGGUGAGGGUACGACUACAUCGACGAUCCCGCCCACGUCUUCCUCGGAGUCUUUGGCGCAGCAGGCGGCGGAAAAGCAGGCGCCUGCGGGGCACGCGAGGAAAGCAAGUGUGGCGACAGAGUCGAGGUUAGAGAGCGUGAAGAGGCGGUUGAGGCCAGCAUCGAUUCUGGGUAGUGACGAUGAUGACACGGCGUCCAUCCGCAACGACCUUCGCCGCUCCGUCGAUGCCCUCAUGCGCUACCUCUCUGACCGCCGUGCUAAAGCAGCAGCAGCCCUUCACGCUCUCCACAUCGACUCCCAGCAGGACGGCAUCACCCCCCUCUCCGAGGCCUCCCUCGACGAGAUUUUCUCCCUCCCCAACGCACCCUUGAGCAGCUUGACGCCUGAACAAUUGGUCCGCUUUGCGCAGAUCGUGGACACCGGCCUGUUCAAAUCGUACCUGCUGAUCCAGCCAGCGCUGCUGCGCCCGCUGUGUAGUCGGCCGAAUUGGUGCGAGGUGACGGAGGUGGAGGAGGAACUGAGGGCACGGAAGAAAUUCGUGGAGCUGAGGUCGUUGUACUACGGCAAGAGGAUGCAUGGGAAGGCGCUUGACUUGUUGCGGCAGUUGGGCGAGGAGGAAGACGAUAUGGAGACCAAGCUUAUGCCCUCGGUCGACUACCUCGCAAGAUUGGGCCCAGAGUACAUGGACUUGAUAUUCCGAUACUCACGAUGGAUAUUCGAGCAGGACCGUGACAUUGCCUUCCAGAUCUUCACAUCGGAAGAGGUCGAGCUCCCUCGGCAGGCCGUUGCCGACUUCCUGCAGAGCAUCGGACCCGAGGUUUGCGCACGGUUUAUCGAGUACAUCAUCGACGAAAGAGGGGAAGAGUCGCCGCUAUUCCACGACAGGCUGGCGGAGCUGUAUCUGCAACUGACGAUGGGCGCUCGGAAGCGCGGCGAUGAUGCUGCACGCUCAGAGGCCUAUAACAAGCUGCUGGCAUUCCUUGACAAUACCCACCACUAUCGCGUCGACAGGAUAUACUCGCUGCUGUCCGGGACUGACCUGUACGAAGCACGAGCAAUUCUUCUUGGCCGACUAGGCAGACACGACCAAGCCCUCGAGCUAUACGUGUAUAAAUUACAGGACUACAUCAAGGCAGAAGAGUACUGCAAACGGAUCUACGCAUCCAACCCCGGCAGCACCAUCUUCCUCACCCUCCUCCGCAUAUACCUCCGACCACGAGAUCCCAGCAACACGCACCUCCUUGCACCCGCCCUCGACCUCGUCGGUCGACACGGUCCCCGACUAGACCCGCUCGCCGUACUUGAGCUGGUUCCACCAUUGGUGACUGCGCAGGACAUUCGACCAUUCCUCAUCGAUGCCCUCCGCGCGCCCUUGUUUGAUUCGCACGUCGUGCGGCAUAUUCAUAAGGCGCGCAGCGAGCAGGUGGCGAGGAAGCUGAUGUCGCUGCAGUCGAGGAGAGUGAGGAUAACGGAUACGUGGACAUGUCCGAAUUGCCACAAGCGACUGGGGAACACGGUCAUCGCGGUACAUUCGCCAAGAGGCGAGGUUACACAUUAUCAUUGCAGGGAGGCAUUCUCGAAGAAACUCAGAGAGAUGCGACCGACGACAUGA